Molecule: messenger RNA, 363 nt
Organism: Clunio marinus
Lineage: Eukaryota; Metazoa; Arthropoda; Insecta; Diptera; Chironomidae
Source: the annotation of a GenBank genome assembly
AUGAUAUCCACAGUGGGUCCAGAAACUUUUCGCUUUAUGAUCGAUGCCAAGUCAUUGAUCAUCGGCUUUUUAGUUGAUACAAAGCCGGACGAGGGAAAUCGGAAUCGUCUUCAAUUAGCGAUGACCGUGAUGAAAAUGUCCGAUUUAUUCCGAUGGCAUGACGAAUGUCGCUUACGGGUUUAUGUUAAUGUUGAGAUUUUAAAGAAACCUUUGAACACACCUGAGAUCGCGUACAAAACACAUUGUCUACCAACAUGCAUGUUCCAUAUGGAUUCCACAGAAUCUUCUCGUUUAGUCUGUUGUAAAGUAAAAUGUUUUGCACUUACAGACAGCAUGCGGCAUGUGGUGGUUGUUGAAAUCUGA